UAACCAAUCAAUUCAUCAAAGCAACAAGAACUUUUAUUGAGCUCUCUCCACGCCACACUUGAUCAUAUAUCUUUGAUACAUACUAAUUUGGAGAGAGAGCUCCAAAUGGCUUCUAAACAAAUGCUUGUUGUUUUGGCCAUUGUCGCCACCAUUCUCCCUGUGAUUACCACUGCGACGGUGUUUACCGUCGGAGAUGAAGUUGGAUGGAGUCUGAAGGGAAACUACACUGCUUGGGCUAUGGGGAAAGAAUUCAAAAUUGGUGACUCUCUUGUUUUCAACUAUACUAAAAAUAAGCACAACGUACUAAAGAUCAGUGGAGACGGGUUCAAAGCAUGUGAUCCAAGCAAAGCUGCGGAAACCUUAAACACCGGCAUGGAUGUGAUAACACUUGCAAAGCCAGGAAAGAAGUGGUAUAUUUGUGGGUUUUCAGAUCACUGCAGUAAAGGGAUGAAGCUUGUUAUCAAUGUUGGUGGAGAUUUGUUGGCUCCUACCUCCCCUCCUACUGCACCAGCUCCUGCUUCAUUUGCACACAUGGAGGCAUUGUCCUUUUCUUCAAAGCUAGUCAUGGUGGCGUUGUCUCUAGGGAUGGUGUUCAUCCUGUUCUGAGAGGGAAAUGAUGAUUGAUUUCUCUAAAUAACUUGAGCUUCAUUUGGAGGUUUCAUUCUUAUGUUUGUUUGAUAAUAAGCACUUGCUCUUUGAGUGAGAUGCAGAUAAUUGAAUGAGUUAAUUGUGUUUGAGUUUGUUUGUUUGUCGGUGAAUAUAUAUGAAUGGAUUUCUUGA
Molecule: messenger RNA, 780 nt
Organism: Dioscorea cayenensis subsp. rotundata (Guinea yam)
Lineage: Eukaryota; Viridiplantae; Streptophyta; Magnoliopsida; Dioscoreales; Dioscoreaceae
Product: blue copper protein 1a-like
Exons: 2
Coding region: 106-606 (166 amino acids)
Cellular component (GO): plasma membrane
Molecular function (GO): electron transfer activity
Source: RefSeq, a predicted model, not a curated record